This is a messenger RNA of Lecanosticta acicola, 1041 nucleotides long. The record is from the annotation of a GenBank genome assembly. Lineage: Eukaryota; Fungi; Ascomycota; Dothideomycetes; Mycosphaerellales; Mycosphaerellaceae.
AUGGCAGUCCCCCGCCCCGUUGUCCAAAGCCUUCUCGCCUCGCCUCCAGCGCUCCGCACGGUGAUAGCUCGGGAUAUAUUUGGCGUCGGCGUGACCAGACCUUUGACGGCGAUAACAGCACGCGAGAAUCUCACGCUUAUUGUUAGAAAGAGAAGGAGCAGGAUUCGAUCGUACGCUGCAGAAUCCCUACCCGGCGGUUUUCCAAGGGGAACGAGAUUUCUGUCAUCUUCCACUGCGACUGCGACCCCCGAAUCUUCACGUCCAUCACCGUCUGCCCCGAAUCUCGAUCAAACGUCUGCUCCUCCGCCCCGAAGGUCGAUAUUGCGACGUCUCCUCACCACUACUGGACUUUUCGUUGUCUUCUUCACAGCUGGCUUUGCGAUGGCUGCAACACCUGCCGCCGAGGCCGUCAAUGGCUUCGUCAAUCCUCCCACCGACGCCGAAACCCUCGACCUCUUCGAACCGGCAACACCCACCGUCGCCGAGAUCAACGAAUACAUUGUAAACCAUCCACUGUCAAAGAAGUUGCGGGCACAAGAAGGCAUGACGGAGGCCAGACCUCAUCUCAAGAUCCCACCUGCGAUGCGUGAACACAAUCUUACUGGCGGAACUUUGUUGGGUCCCAACAAGAUUGAAGUUCCCCCUCUUACUUUCAAUGAGAAGAGUGCGGAGCUACCGAAGCUUGUACAGAUUUCACGAUUGGGUCCGGGCCUUUGUGGACAUCCGGGUAUCGUUCAUGGUGGGUUGCUGGCUACGAUGCUGGAUGAGGGUUUGGCACGUGCUUGUUUCCCUGCUCUGCCGAAUAAGGUCGGCGUGACGGCGAGCCUCAAGAUCGAUUACCGAUCUCCUUGCCCUGAGAACAGCUAUGUGGUUCUCAAAGCUGAGACAACCAAAGUGGAAGGCCGGAAGGCCUGGGUCAAGGGGCGGAUUGAAACGUUGGGAGACGACGACACUACGGGCACCCUUCUGGUUGAGGCAGAGGCGCUCUUCAUUGAGCCAAAGCAGGCCGCGAACAUGGCGAGGGUUUACAGCAGCCAGUAA